CACUGAGUUAACUACAUUCAGUACCAGACAAAAUGUUUAAGAUUUUCGUGUUGGCUGCUUUGGCUGUUGCCAGUGAGGCUUCUUACGCCGAUUACGACGGGUACGUUAACUCCCAUGUGGGAUACGGAUCGUACUAUGGGCUUGGACAUGGACAUGACGACUCUUACGAGACACUCGUUGCACCCGUGGUCUCUAAUUCCCACUUGGGAGUUUACGGACACGGUUACGAAGGACAUGAUUACGAUGGACACAAUUCUUAUGCUCAUGGAUUAAACCAUCACGAUACUUAUGCCCAUGGAUUAAACCAUCAUGAUACUUAUGCACCAGCUAAAUACGCUUUCAACUAUGGAGUAAACGACCCCCAUACCGGUGACGUAAAAAGCCAAGAGGAAGUACGUGAAGGUGAUGUAGUCAAGGGAUCUUACAGACUCAACGAACCCGACGGUACUAUCCGCGUUGUCGAGUACACAGCAGACCCACACAAUGGCUUCAACGCAGUGGUAAAGAAAAUCGGACAUGCAGUCCAUCCAUCCCCGGUACCGAUCGUUAAAUACGUAGCCCCUGCGUAUCAUCACGGUUACUAG
Molecule: messenger RNA, 584 nt
Organism: Microplitis demolitor
Lineage: Eukaryota; Metazoa; Arthropoda; Insecta; Hymenoptera; Braconidae
Product: pro-resilin-like
Exons: 3
Coding region: 33-584 (183 amino acids)
Cellular component (GO): extracellular matrix
Source: RefSeq, a predicted model, not a curated record